UGCAAGAAAGAAGGAAAACCUGUGAUAAAAUUAUAAACUCACUUAAUUGUUUAUUCCGUCUUCUCUUUCGUGAAGUUCACACAGCUGUCACCAUGCCGAGAGGGGGCGGACGAGGUAAAAAGAACUACAAAGGCCAGAGGCGUCAUUUUACAGAUGAAGAUGAGCUAGCCAGGCAAAUGAAAGAGGAGGAAAAAAAGAGAGAAUGGAGGAAGAAGCAAGGCUUAAGUGAUGAAGAAGCUGGAGCGUCAAAAGGUGCUGAUGGAUCAGGUUCUGGAUCAGACUCAGAUUCUGAGUCAAGUAGUGAUGAAGAUAGUAAACCAAAGGGAGUGUCGCAUCUUAUAGCGAUAGAAAAUCCUAACAGGAUUAAGAAACAGGCAAAAAAAGUCACAGAGUUAGAUACAGGGGAUGCAGGGGCCAAACCAUCAUUGUCCAGAAGAGAGAGAGAGGAGUUAGAGAAGCAGCAGGCCAGGGUACGGUAUCAGGAACUUCACCAGCAGGGCAAGACUGAGGAGGCUCAGGCAGAUUUAGCCAGGUUAGCCAUCAUCAGGAAAAAGCGGGAAGAUGCGGCAAAAAAGAGAGAAGAGGAAAAGAAAAUAAAAGAUGCAGCUGCUGCCAAAAGCAAGUCAUGAUAAGAGGUCAUUUUAUGUAAAAUCUGUGUCUUAUGGUCUGCUGCAAGCUGCCUGUCUGUUGGUCUGUUUAUAGAUGUUCAGAUGUGUUUGAUACAGUCAAGAUCCCAAUAUGUUAAAGCAAGGAAGGCUUUGAGUAUUUGUAAGGCAAAAGGCUCAAAGAAUCAAUGGCCAGCAUCAUGUCCCAGUCAGGCAGUCUCAGCCCUUAACAGUUCAGACUAAAUCUUAUAAAAAUUGCUGAAUAUAUCUGUUAAAUUUGAACUUCAAACAUAUAUAGAAUCAUAGUGGCUUCAUGGUGAAUGCAUGGCUGCACGCAGUAUACGCAUCUCUCACAGCUAGGCUGGUGUGACAUCAAAUCUGAUGUAGCAAUUGUGGAAACACUAGUCUAGAACCAAUAUGUUGCCAAGGUAGUUUGGUCAGCCAUGAUGUUGCUACUGAUCUUUGAGAACAGUGCCUGAUGUGAUUACAGAUGUUGGCAUGUCAGUGUUAGGUAUGAUAUCCUCUUUAUAAUGAGCAUGUUAAAAGUGUUUCUGUUUUAUGGUGAAGGUAUUGUCAUUUCGUUAUUCUGAGUUUUAUCUCGGAACCUCAGUCCAUGUGCUGUUUGUUUUAUACAUGUAGCUCUUGAGCAUUUAUUGUUAGCUGACUAUACUGACUCACUUGAAAAUGGAAUAAACCUGUUCGAUUUAACAAUACAUAAUCUGGUGGCUGCAUUCUGCCUUGAAAUCUUUGGAGAUUGGCAGACUUAUCUGUGUAUGAAACUUGAUCUGUUGGUUGGGGUUAAAACUUCAAAUGAUGCACACCUCCGGAACAUCGAACCAUAGUUUGCCCAUUUAAAUUAAUUCCCGCAAAAUUGUCACCUGGAGGUAAUGUCCUGGUUUAUUAUCUUUGUGCAAAUUUCUAGCUAAAUACAUUUCAGUGUUGUGAGAACAGUUCGUAAAGCUGUCAUUGCAAAUGGCAAGAAGAAAAUGCUAUUUGCAGUGUACUGCUGUGUGAUUUUACAUGGUUGUGGGAGAGGACCCUUCAUGCUAUGAUCAACAAUUAUAAAAUCUAAACAUUAAAGAGUUUAAUAACUGGGAAGCAUUAUCUAUUUUCGAAUUAAUAAAUAUCAGCUGGAAUUGUUACCAUUAAUCAGUUAAGGGUCUCCCCAUGAAAUUUGUUUUAAUCUGCUUGGAAGACUUUUUAUGGACGCAAAGAGCAGUAUUGCUGUUUUCUAACAGCCAGUCUGAUUGGUGACAAAUUGUUCAAAAGGUGUCAAUCCUCUCAGGUUAUUGUGGUUAAAAAUCAAAUUAUGACUGAAUUCUGCAUGAGUAUAUUAACAUGGGUCUAGGCAUUGUAUUUUACUGCAAAUGAGAUAUUUCCUGAAAUGGUAUUUAAAAGCUAAGAAACAAUCAUAUAAAGAAUCAGGGUUAGUACUGUAUAAUAUAUUCGAGGCAACUUAAUGACAGUUUGUUCUGUUCUUGGAUCUGCAAACUAGACAGAAAAUCAGAUGUUAGAUCAGUUGAAUCAGAUGGUUUAAUAGUACCAUUUUCUAUCCUGAGAUUAAAAUUUAAUGUAGACUUAUUAUCCAGACUACUGCAUUGUUUGUUUUGUUUCUCCUGCACCAGUCUUACACAAAACACAUCUCUACAACCCCAGUGAAAUGAAUUGUACGGUUUGUAAGGAAGAACUUGUGGUUAAUAUAGUCGUUCACAUGUAACAACCUCAUCAUCGUUUUAUGAAACUUCAUGAGCUCCCAUGUGUGCACCCUUGUUUUCAUGAGCAGCUUUUGAACAAUUCCAACAUUUUCUCCUGUGGUUGGCUACUCUCUUUGUCUGAAAUAAGUAGGUCCUGUUGAUACUGGAAUGCACUCUUUUAUUCGUUUCUGAAAUUUUUCGGUUUUAUAUUCGUUUUGCCCACAAAUAGGUAGCGCAACAGCAGAGAAUGGUGUUUUUACACAACUUAAAGCCGACUUGUUUAGACUGGAAGUGAUUCAAAGAUUUCAGUGGGAUAAAGGAGAAGUUCAGUAUUUCACAGCACAUUAAUCGGUGUAUAAAGUGUUCUUUUCGCCUAGAACUGCAUAACUUUGAGAUAUUAGGAGUGUAUUAGUGUUUUUCUCACAUGGAAUGUUUGUGUCCUUAUCAAGUAACAAGGAACCUUUUUCAAUGCACGGCAUUGACCACUGUUCUCAUGCAACACACGUCCUGUGUCACCAGUUUGUCUAUAAAUCGUCAUCACAAAAAGCAGAAGUGAACGAUACAUUAAACAGUUUUGGGCCGAAUUACUUCUGGUGGUAAAGGUUCCCCAAUAGCCUCAAAGGCUUUCUUCUAAGGCACUUUUAGAUUUGUUUUUGAAAAUUAUUCUGCUCCAAUGAUAAAUGUUUCACACUGGAAUACAAGAAACACUUAUAUCUGACCGAUUUCAACAUCCACCAAGUGAACAAUGUAACUUAAAGAGGAAUAACAAUCAGAAGUUUUCAGGUUGCUUUUGUUCAUGAAGGAACUGUUGCAUCAGUUGUGGCAAGAGACUUACAGAAAAACAUAUAUUACUUGAGUGACCAAAAAUUCUGAUAUUUAAAAAAAAAAAAAAAGUCAAAUGUGAUUGACAAGCUUUAUAACUCAACACUAAGCUCAUGAAAUAAACGAUUGUUGUAUUUA
Molecule: messenger RNA, 3259 nt
Organism: Liolophura sinensis
Lineage: Eukaryota; Metazoa; Mollusca; Polyplacophora; Chitonida; Chitonidae
Product: 28 kDa heat- and acid-stable phosphoprotein-like
Exons: 6
Coding region: 93-629 (178 amino acids)
Source: RefSeq, a predicted model, not a curated record